Messenger RNA from Ramularia collo-cygni, 387 nucleotides. RefSeq lists its product as uncharacterized. The transcript is spliced from 2 exons. The record is from RefSeq and is a predicted model, not a curated record. The coding region runs from base 1 to 387 and encodes 128 amino acids. Lineage: Eukaryota; Fungi; Ascomycota; Dothideomycetes; Mycosphaerellales; Mycosphaerellaceae.
AUGUCCGCAAUUGAAAGCAGAGUCGUGCAACGAAAGGCAAACGGUGAAAAGCAAACCAUGUCCGGACCAGAGAAAUGGUUCACAGGCCAAGUCUACCUUGACAUAGGCGAUUACUACACCACAGACGACCCCAGCAACAGUCCCGUAAUAUCGAAUGUGACCUUCACUCCGGGCGCACGAACAGCUUGGCACAAGCAUGAGAAGGGACAGUUGAUCAAAGUCACCGCUGGAACAGGAUGGAUCUGCGAUCUUGGUAGCAAGGCCAAGWGAAUCAGCGAGGGAGACGUUGUUUGGUGUCCUCCCGGUGCUCAUCACUGGCAUGGUGCAGAUAACGAGGCGAUCAUGUCGCAUUUCGUCUUUGCCUUGGGGUGGGACGGAGUGGUUUGA